Anarrhichthys ocellatus (wolf-eel) is the source of this 5693-nucleotide messenger RNA. It is a transcript of the gene atf5a, whose product is annotated as activating transcription factor 5a. Bases 1255 to 2856 code for a protein of 533 amino acids. Gene Ontology annotation, molecular function: DNA-binding transcription activator activity, RNA polymerase II-specific; RNA polymerase II transcription regulatory region sequence-specific DNA binding. The transcript is spliced from 3 exons. Gene Ontology annotation, biological process: regulation of transcription by RNA polymerase II. NCBI's taxonomy places the organism in Eukaryota, Metazoa, Chordata, Actinopteri, Perciformes, Anarhichadidae. Gene Ontology annotation, cellular component: nucleus. The record is from RefSeq and is a predicted model, not a curated record.
UACGCUCAGCAGCACGGUGACGCAGUCGGUUGCUAGGUGUGAAUGAACUGAUGCUUUCUCACAAUUAAAGCAGCCGCUCAGUUUACAGGUCGACCACAACAAAGCAACAACUCGUCCUUCUUCUUUUUGUUGUUGUUGUUGCGCUGUCCCGGAUACCGCGAGCUGAAACAUGGCUCUUUAAACUCGCGAAGUUGUUGGACCCGAUAAGAAAUCGUGCUCCGCACCCUACGUGCUCUACCUUUUUCUCUGCAAGAAUGGAGUAAGUGAAACUCUCUCUACUAUGCACACACGUCGGCUCCGGUUUGUUUCUGCAUCGCUGUGUUUGCUGUAUAUCUGCUCGUGUGUCAGACGUAGCGGAGCGGUCCGUUCUUAUGCUGGCUUAUCUGCUUUAUACAGUUUAUUUUAUUUUAAUAUCUUCUUUUAGACCAUUUGCCUAAAUAUUUAAUGCUUCUUUAAUGGCGUUUAGUCUGUUUUGGGUUGCUUUGAUGACAGGGACAGCUGUUACACGUAUAGCCUCCAGCCUAUGUUGUUAUACACCGGAGAGCAUCACAUUUAUGUCACUUUCAGCAUGCAUCGGGUUUCUAUUUAGUUAUCGCCACCUAUCCCGCUUCAGUCGUCAAACAGAAGUGAUUCAUUUAAAAAGGGACAUGCGAUUAGAAGCAGCUGAUCUGCUUUCUCACUUUAGAGAGUUUCUGUAAUCUAGAGUUAGCAACAGUUGGGCCGUUGACAGCGUUACGAGGUCCCACGUGCUUUGAGGACGUCAAGUGCAUUUUGCUUUUGAGGGAGUUCAAAGCUCAGAGGACACAGAUGUCAUGUGUGUAUCACUGACUUUGUCAAUUCUGAGGGUUGGUUUUUGAAAGUGUUCAUGAUCCAUUCUAUUUUAAAUAUUUGAUAUUUGAUGUAAAUAUUCAUGUUUUGGAAAGUUAUUUCCUUAUAGCUAAAAAAAACAAAACCCAUUAUUCUUACAUGAUGACCUGCAGGCGAUUUCUUAUUCUUUAUUUUAUCUCCAUCAACAGACAGACUGCUGUUGAGAAACUUGCUGAGGGCAGCGAGUGUGAUAUUCCUGAUAUUCCCGGUCGACUGACUAAGUUGCAUCUUUUUUUCUUCGGCGGCAUGUUUCUGAUCCACGUUUGUGUUUCCCCUCCAGGUUUCAUUAUGCUCACCCAGCCCUGCUCUCUGUGGCCCAUCUGUCAGACCCCUCUUGCCCUCAGCACAUGCUCGGACUUGGACUGAAUCAAAGCGCCGACAGACACUAUGAUGGCAACAUCAGCUCCUGUUUGGAAGACUCUUCGUGUCUGCCCGGCAGACCCCCUCGCUCCUUCUCACCCACAGGCUAACCACAGCCAAUCACAGGGGCGCAGGGGGGAGGUGUCAGAGGAGAGUCAGCACUUAAUUGGUGAGUUGCAGCGAGUACGCUUUUUUAUAUUUUUUCCCAUUUCAGGUGGGCUCGGCACUGCAGCACAUUCGUCCUUCUCGAACAGUGAUGGUCUCACUGACUGGAUGACGGAAGAAGUGGAUUUCUCCUCGUACCUCCCAAACCCUCCUUCCCCUCCCUCUUCCACCAAUGCCUCCCUUCCCCCUUCGCCCCUCCAGAAUGAUAUCCAGGUGCCCUCCGACUUGGAGGUCAUGACCUCUCUGCUGCAAGAGGAACUCGCCCAACUGGAGGACUACUUCCUGUCCGAGCCGCUGCCAGAGAAAGGGCCGAGGCUCGCGAAAUGCGACAGGGGUCCACUGCCGGCGGGUCCUCAGCCGUUCACUCAGCUGCCAUACGCAUCAUACUCCACAUCCAACCAAUCGGAAUCCAGCCCACUCCUUGUUACCCUGGCAACCGGAGAACUGGACCUGCUGAGUAUCUGUGGCGGGCCCAUUGGGCGAUCCAAAAAUCCAAGACACGCCCCGUACAGCUGCAGUCGGCCCAGUGGGUGUGUUAGGAAAAGAGUACCUGACGGCGUGAGGUUCAGCGACGGCUAUGACAACAGUUUGUUGAGCUCCAAAGGAAGCAACUCAGGUAACGCAUCGGUGACCCUCACAGGUAACUACGACUGUGCCGAGGACGAGCAGCUGGUAGGGAAGAGCUACUGUCUGGGUAGUGCAGUCGAGGUCAGAAGAUGUGCCAUCCUGCCAAGAGACGACAAAAAUUGCUGUUUCGGUCAAGAUGUCGUAGGUGGCGCGAAGGUUGUCGGCGGUGGAUUCGGCUUUGGCGGAUCGCUUAACGUCCCGCACAAGAAAGAGGACCUGCUGAUGUACAGCAUGAGGGAGGUCAGCGGAGGCACCGGUAGCAACGAGGCGCUGAGUAGCAUCAAAGCGAGUGUGGAGAUGACAAAAGCCAGUGUUUCGUGGAAGACGGAGAGCGGCGAAGGUUGCUAUAUUCCAGCGACAGCACAGUCUGAGGCCUAUCAUAGCUUCUUAAGCACCAUCAACGAGCAGGUGAAGUCAGAGAGUCUGCAGAUAGGGCAACAUGAUUUGCACUGUAACUUCCUGGAGGAUCAGGGCCCAGAGUGUCUUUUAAUGGCUAGGGAGAGUCUGAACCUGGAGUCUUCGGGGUGCAGGCAAGCAUGCAGGCUGAAGGAAGACCACUGUGCUUUGAGCUACGAAGAGGACCUCGUUCCAGUCGAAGGCGGCAAGCGCAAGCAGAAGAAGAGAGAUCAGAACAAAACCGCCGCUCACAGGUACCGCCAGAGAAAAAGGGUGGAGCUAGAUUCUCUGGAGGAACAGUUGCACGGCCUCGAAGGGAAGAACCGGGAGCUCCGGGACAAGGCAGAGUCGGUAGAACGUGAAAUCCAGUAUGUCAAAGACCUGCUGAUUGAAGUUUACAAGGCCCGCAGCCAAAGGCACAAGCAGGACACGACCGCCUAACACCGAGCUCCUGCAAGUACAUUUAAAGAGGGCGCAACAGGGAGAAUGUGGCGCUCUUUGUGUCUGUAAGAUUGUCCAGAAUUGAAUGUUUAAUUUUGGGGUUUUUUUUAAUGGCGGGUGGGGUAAAUGCAUGCUUUGCUAAUGUGAAUUAUUUUUUACAUUUUAAAAUCAACACUAUCCAAUGCUUCCAUUGCUUUCGCACUCUGAUCACUUGAGCCUGCACUGUGGCAUUGCAAUGCUUUCAAUGACAAUCAUGUUUAAUAGAUCUCUCACUGCCUGGAUCUACUAAUUGAAAUACGGUUAUUUCUGAAGAAGCGAUGCUCAUUAUGCAGGUUUAAUAUCAUUAACAGCCUUACAUUGGAAUUGAUGUCAGCAAUAGAACUGAAUGUUGUUGUUUUUUUACAUUUUCAAUUUUUUUUUUUUUUUUUUUUUUACAAUUACUGUAUCGCCCUUUACGAUAGUUGAAGUCGUCAAAUAUGUUGUUGGUGUCUACACAUGAAAGUGCAUCAUUUCAUUUUUGAACACAUCUUUCAAACCAAAUACUUUUCUAGAAUAAUUUCUCGCCUCUCUUGAACAGCAAAUGUUAGUUUGAUUGCUAUGAAUAUUUUAGAAUAUUAGGAUUGCGCUUGAAGAUGUAUUGACUUUUACAACUGCGGAGAGAACGACCGAUGUACAGAAGAGCAAGGAACUUUUUGUCAUCAAUUUAGCAAAUAUUUUUUUAUCAUUUUAAUGUCGUUAAAUUCAUUUUGGACAAAGCCUUUGACUUCAGGUUUAAUGCAGCCCAAAAUAUUCAGUCGCUAAAAGGAUUUGGAUGUUUUGAGCAUGAAGUUCCUUAAACAUUUACAUUUUACUCAGCUUUGUUAGAAAUAUUACUUUCUCUACUGUAUUUAAAUUAGUUUUUUCUCCUGAUAUUUGCAUUACUCUUAAUGCCCAAAUCACCCGUUUCUUCCAGACUAAUGUCCAAAUUAUUAAUUCUGUGACCAAAAAAGAAUUAGCUAAUGUCAGUUUUGAAGUAAGAAGCUUGUAUUGUGUUUGUUGCAGUUUGCAACAUUUUUGCAAAUUAUACAAUCUUGCAACUCAGGAUAUACAAUUUGUUCUCCAGUCCUACACAUGCAGUGGAUGAUUCAUGUUCUUCAUUUUACAUAAAGAUUUCACUGCUAUUGACAUACAGGUUUUCCUGAUGUAAAAAAAAAGGGGUUUCCAUAUGUACAAAUAUUGUAACUAGUUGAGUUUUAGCAGCCUCCCUCUGCAUGUUUUUCCAUAAACGGAGUAGAAAAUGUAGAAUUUCAGAAAUAAAGGGGAUUUUUUUUUCUCUAAAGUGCUCGUUAUGGCAAUACGUUUUAUAGGCCUCUGGCUGAUCUGCACUAAUUUGUAACAACUUUUGUAUGUUCAGGGAGUGAAGUGCGUUAGCCUUUUCUUUGUUGAAAAUUACUGAAAAAAAUCUCAUUAGGUUAUUUGUUCAUGCGUUUGCAGUGUUAUCUUUGGUGUAAGAGGAUAUUGUCGAAUUUAUUUCCCAAUCGGAUUUAUUGCUAAGGAAAUAAGCACUACCGUUACUGUUAAACAUGCCUAUAGCGAGGAUGGAUUUUUUUUCUAUGCAUAUUUAUUUUAAGACAAUCUUGGAUACGAACGCGGACUUUUAGCCGUUUAUUUAAUGUGUUUAUUCAGCUUUUGGCAAGAAAUUAAAGUCACAUUGUUCGACCCUCCUGCGGUGCACUAUCAACUCCGAUUGUUAAAACCAAAAAUAUGUGACAGCACAUAAUAACGCUUUGUAACUCCAUGUUCAUUUAAUCAUAUAUGCAUAUGUCAUUUGUGUGGCGUCAGGUUUUUUUUUUUCCUAAAAAAAUAAAGUAAAGUGAAUCAUUAACUCAGUCCUUUGUGUUCUUUCAGAGGGUUUCUCUCCGAGUUGGUGAAUUGACCGGAAAUGUUUGUUUUUUACCUACACCGACUGUUGUAAUAAUCCGAAAUUACAAUAUGCUGUCAAAUUUAUCUUGAAAACAAGUCGUGGCUCUUGAAUGUCAUAACUUAAUAUUUUUUGUAAAAAUGCACAUUACAAACCUGUAGGGCCUGACGGACACCGACACGCGCUGCUCUCUGAUCCGACACGCGGCCCAUCAUUCACUCCCCAUGCGGUCAGAACUGAGACAAACAGCUCCAUAACUAUUUUUUAUAAAGCUAUAAAUGUCAUUAUUAAGCGCUUAUUGUUAGUCGAUGUAAAGCUAAAAAAAAAAAAAAAAGAACAAUUUAAAAAGGAGUGAACGUUCAGCCCGACGUUUGUUAAAAUGCCGUUCGCAGUUGCAAAAUAAAAGUCGAUAUUAUUUAUACCACCAAGAAUCACAAUUUUGCCCCAAAAGGCUUUAAAAUCUGUAGACGACAUCCUCUAUACUGAAACACGACUUUUAAAUGACGGGCGCUAACUGAAGUCAACCAAAAUGUACAAAAACUACAACCUGAAACUAUUUGAAUGAAACGUUUAUAACUCACCUAUUUGUAGCGCUUAUAACAACCACUGGUGUUUAUCACUGCGGAGUGCGAAAGGAAAAAAUAAGCUCUUCUCUAAUUAAAAAGACAUUCGUCUUUGUGGAAUUUCGAUUCCAUUUGAAUAGUUUUUUUUUCCCCAACAGCUGGUGUCAUUAAAUGAAACAUCAGAUAACAGUAACAACACACUUUGGUUUUAUUUCAACACACAGACACAAUUUCUGCUGUGCCAACGAAGAUCUCCAGAAAGAAAAGUUAGUUUUUAUAUCCACCGCUAUGAUUCCAUGUAUUAAGUCCACUAAUCUUUAAAUAAAAAAAAGACACUUUAUAAAAAAUAAUAAAUGGGACAUGAAUUCUGAAUA